Suillus bovinus is the source of this 877-nucleotide messenger RNA. Its product is annotated as Sm-like ribonucleoprotein. Lineage: Eukaryota; Fungi; Basidiomycota; Agaricomycetes; Boletales; Suillaceae. The transcript is spliced from 5 exons. Gene Ontology annotation, biological process: deadenylation-dependent decapping of nuclear-transcribed mRNA. Gene Ontology annotation, molecular function: RNA cap binding. The coding region runs from base 167 to 577 and encodes 136 amino acids. The record is from RefSeq and is a predicted model, not a curated record. Gene Ontology annotation, cellular component: P-body; Lsm1-7-Pat1 complex.
UUAACGACUCGGCCAUAUCAGCUUGUAUUUCGCUAGUAAGGUAAACGUAAUAACCUCGCCAUCCCCAAGGAUAUCAAGAACACCAAAUCUCGACUUCUAACUUUUGGUCUCUCCUUACAUCUCGAAGUACUUAUUCGCUGCUCGGGAGCAGCAUUAACUGCAUUUCAUGGAUUCUUUAAUCCCAUUCACGACAUCGGGAUCACUGGUAGAUUGCGUGGACAGAAAGAUGUUGGUCGUCCUCAGAGACGGACGAAAAUUACACGGUGUACUACGCUCUUAUGAUCAAUUCGCUAACCUCGUCCUCGAAGACACCGUCGAGCGAAUAUUUCAUGGUAAAGCAUUCGCAGAACACUGGCACGGCCUCUUUCUCAUACGCGGAGAGAAUGUCGUGUUGCUUGGCGAAAUUGAUCUCGAUCAGGAGGAUGAUGUUCCGUUACAACAAGUGGACUAUUCCGUUCUUGAUCCAUAUCAUAAGAGGGAUAUCGCACAUAAAAAGGCACGCGAAGACUUCAAAUCCAAGGUCUUAUAUGAGCAGAAAGGGUUCUGUAAGGAGGGUGGUGAGGGCGAUGGCUAUUGAUGGACUAUCGUACUAGUACUGUUUAUUCAUUCCUCAUGCAUACCGCCUAUGGGCGUAUUCGUUUAUUGAGUUGAUCUAGCAUAAAUGUGCGGUAUCACUGGGUAAAGGCCAAAGCUACAAAAAACAAAAACACCAUUAUCAAGAACUGUGAAAAAGCGAUAUAGGACGUCAAAUACUCUGACAACAAACAAGAAAAGAUGUAUUAGAAAUACAGUGCGUGGAUUAAGAUUUCUUCUUCUUUCCCUUUUCUACAGCCUCCCCGUUAACCCGAGGUUUGCUGAGAGGCAUUCGUUGUUGGUG